AUGAACUUUUUGGUGCUCCCCAAGGUCACUGUUAACAUUCCAACUGCUACAGUGGACACUACUGGAUGGAAAAUACCACAAGGAAUCGAAUUGGCCGACCCUUCCUUCCUCAUAUCCCAACCUGUUGAUAUCAUACUCGGUAUCGAAUUCUUCUUCAACUUUUUCCAUGGGGGAAGAAAGAUAGCAUUGGGUGAUCACUUACCUGCCCUGAAUGAUUCAGUUUUCGGAUGGGUGGUGUGUGGCGGUGCAACAGCUAUUGGCCAGCCACUACACAUAAAUUGCAAUGCAUCGACUUCAAAUAAUUUAGAAUCGCUUAUGAAACAAUUUUGGUCCUGUGAGGAAGUUGGUUCGACGUCAAACUAUUCACCAGAAGAGGCACGAUGCGAGGAAAUAUUCACUGAUACGGUUCAGCGUGACACCAACGGUCGUUAUACCGUAUGUUUACCCAAGCACGAAGGCAUUGUGGAUCAAUUGGGAGAUUCAAAGGAAAUAGCGCUUCGCCGUCUUCAGGCAACGGAACGACGAUUGGCACGAGAUGUUGAAUUGAAAGAUCAAUACACUUCUUUUCUAACGGAAUAUUGUCGUCUAGGUCACAUGGAGAAGGUAACUGAUAACAGAGAAAUCAAACGUUGCUAUCUACCGCAUCAUCCGGUGGUCAAGGAGUCGAGCAGCACCACUAAAGUACGCGUGGUCUUCGAUGCUUCUUGCAAAACUUCUACGAAUAUUUCUCUCAAUGAUGCACUGAUGACAGGGCCCACCAUUCAAGAGGAACUCCGAUCGAUUGUAUUACGCUGUCGUACAAAACAAAUAAUGGUUGUAGCGGACGUCGAGAAAAUGUUUCGACAAAUAAAUAUGCAUCCCAAGGACCGACCAUUGCAAUCGAUCCUAUGGCGAGCAUCACCGGCAGAAGACGUUGCAACAUAUGAGCUAAACACGGUCACUUAUGGAACGAGACCGGCACCAUUCCUAGCCACUCGUACGCUAAAGCAAUUGGCAAUGGAUGAACAGGAUCAUUUUCCAGAAGCUGCCAAGGUAAUCAUUGAAGACGCCCCUAUGGAUGACAUCAUCACAGGAGCCAAUAAUCCAACAGAACCACUUUGUUUGAUCCUCUCGGGAUAA
Messenger RNA from Toxorhynchites rutilus septentrionalis, 1119 nucleotides. RefSeq lists its product as uncharacterized. The record is from RefSeq and is a predicted model, not a curated record. The transcript has 2 exons. Bases 1 to 1119 code for a protein of 372 amino acids. NCBI's taxonomy places the organism in Eukaryota, Metazoa, Arthropoda, Insecta, Diptera, Culicidae.